CCUCCACUUAGGAGCUAGCUUCGCAACCGGCUACACGUAAGAGCUGAAAAAGGCGAUGCUUGAGUCGGUGCAUAAGCCGAUGCUGUCGUUCGCGGUACGCCGGCGUGAUCCGGAGCUCGUCGGCCCAGCUUCCCAGACACCCCGGGAGACGAAGCGCAUGUCUGGCCUCGACAACAUGGACGUUCUACGCAUGCAGGCGUCGUUGGCCCUCUUUUACCGUGGCGGAGAGGGAGACGACCCGGCAGCCAUCAUCCGACGCGCGCUGGGCCAGGCGCUGGUGCACUACUACCCGCUGGCCGGUCGGCUGAGGGAGAUUGAGGGUCGGAAACUGGUGGUGGACUGCACCGGCGAGGGGGUGCUGUUCGUGCAGGCCGAUGCCGACGUGCAGCUGGCAGAUCUGGAGGCGGUGGGGCUCAGGCCGCCGUUCCCUUGCUGGGACCAGCUGCUCUUCGACGUGGAGGGCUCCAGCGGCACGCUUAACUGUCCCUUGCUGCUCAUCCAGGUAACGCGUCUGUUGUGCGGAGGCUUCGUAUUGGCGCUCCGAUGUAACCACGUCAUGUGCGACGCAAUCGGCAUCGCCCAGUUCAUGAACGCCGUCAGCGAGCUCGCUCGUGGCCUCCCGUCCAUUAGCGUGAAGCCCAUGUGGUGCCGCGAGCUGAUCGAGAUGCGCAACCCGUCCAAUCCAGGCACCUUGCCCGACAUACCCGAAGUGCCGAUGGUCGAGCGUUCUUUCACUGUCCGCGCCUCGGAUGUGGCCGCCAUGAAGAAAUGCCUCCCUCCACUCCUCCGUGACACGGCCACCACCUUCGAGAUUCUUGCCGCGUUCCUCUGGCGUGCUCGCACCACGGCGCUUGACAUCCCGCCGGGCGAGCAUGCUCCGCUGGUCAUCGCCGUCAACUUCAGGGGCGACGCUGGGGCCGGGAUUAGCCUUCCCGCGGGGUACUACGGCAACGCGGUUGCGACCACGACGGUUCCAGCCGACGCUGCGGUGCUGCGCCGCGGCUCGCUGGGUGACGCUGUGGCGCUGGUGCGGCUGGCCAAGGCCGCGGGGACCACUGAGUACUUUCGUUCCAUGGCCAACGGGGCGAAGGUGCGCGGCCUGCGCAGCUUCAAUCCGGCCAACUUGCUUGCGAUCUCUGACACCCGAAAUAUCGGGUUUCACCGCGUCGACUUCGGCUGGGGCGAGCCGGUCUUCGCUGGCCCAGUUAGCACUUUUUUCACCAUGUGCUACUUCAUCCGUGUUAAGGAUCGUGAUGGGGAAGACGCAUUUGUUAUGCCACUCAUGCUGCCACGGCUGGCAAUGGAUCGCUUCGCGGCUGAGGUCGAGAGGUCAUUGCUUGAUGAUGCUAAUCACAUGUAA
Messenger RNA from Lolium perenne, 1360 nucleotides. RefSeq names its product benzyl alcohol O-benzoyltransferase. NCBI's taxonomy places the organism in Eukaryota, Viridiplantae, Streptophyta, Magnoliopsida, Poales, Poaceae. The record is from RefSeq and is a predicted model, not a curated record.